Molecule: messenger RNA, 411 nt
Organism: Paramecium octaurelia
Lineage: Eukaryota; Ciliophora; Oligohymenophorea; Peniculida; Parameciidae
Source: the annotation of a GenBank genome assembly
AUGCCAAACUCUGAUUCAUUAUCUAUAAGUUUUAUAUUCUAAGAAUGCAAUAAAAUAUAAUAUAAUUGUUUUCUAAUCGUAACAAUAAACAAUCAGACUCUCGAUCUAUCUCUAAUAGUUUGCUUUCAAAAAUAGACUUUAGUCCAACAAGCUUAUUUAUCAACUAAAAAUAUCAAUCUCGAAUCAUAGACAUAAACAAUUAAAAUAGUUUUAUUAUAGGUUUAAUAACAGAGCAAUUCCAUUUUUAUAUUAAUAUCAAUCAAAAAUAUGGUUUUUCUAAUUUAGAAUGUAUAGGUUGUAAAUAACCAAUUAAUUUUAUCAUAUAUAUGUCAGUUGCGUAAUUUGAGGUAUGGAAUGUCAAAAAUUGAAGGAACCCUAUUUUCAAAGAAAUAUGAGGGCCUUAAUGAUUGA